Messenger RNA from Vicugna pacos (alpaca), 337 nucleotides. The record is from RefSeq and is a predicted model, not a curated record. NCBI's taxonomy places the organism in Eukaryota, Metazoa, Chordata, Mammalia, Artiodactyla, Camelidae.
GAGCCCUCCCCCGACGCCCUCCUCUCUCUCUCCCCCUUCAGCCUGAAACUCCUGGACAACUGGGACAGCCUGAGCAGCACCUUCAGCAAGCUGCAGGAGCAGCUGGGCCCGGUGACCCAGGAGUUCUGGGACAGGGUGGAAAAGGAGACGGAGACGCUGAGGCAGGAGAUGAACAAGGAUCUGGAGGAGGUGAAGCAGAAGGUGCAGCCCUACCUGGAAGACUUCCAGAAGAAGUGGCAGGAGGAGAUGGAGACGUACCGCCAGAAGGUGGCGCCGCUGGGCGCGGAGCUGCGCGAGGACGCGCGCCAGAAGAUGCAGGAGCUGCAGGAGAAGCUGA